Messenger RNA from Xiphias gladius (swordfish), 1009 nucleotides. RefSeq lists its product as uncharacterized. The transcript has 5 exons. The record is from RefSeq and is a predicted model, not a curated record. NCBI's taxonomy places the organism in Eukaryota, Metazoa, Chordata, Actinopteri, Istiophoriformes, Xiphiidae. The coding region runs from base 24 to 977 and encodes 317 amino acids.
UCAGUUUCAUUUACUCUUAACUUAUGAUGGCUGCCGAACAGAAAAGAAGAGAAGAAUUCCAGGAUAGUAAAGAUAUUUUCAAAAAGAAUUCUCUCUUAAUUAUCCACAAAAUGCUUGAACUGAACACCCAAACUCAAGAAAAUACUACAGUGUUGGUGGAUGAGAUUCUUCACAGCAUCUUCUUUUUGGGAGGGAUCAACAAUCCACCAUAUUCCCCAGAAGUUAUUGUGAGAGAUGAAGAGAUGUUGAAUGCGUUGAAGAACUGCUACCCAAAGCCUUUUGGCCUCUAUUCCUCUCAAGUACCCAAGCGGAGUCCACUUUCAUGUGUGCUAGACAUGAUUGUCCACCUGCUUGGACAAGAGAGGGAAAAUGAAAUCAUAGGCACACUGCAAGACUUCAUCCGUCAACUGUCCAGGGGUCGCAGAGCAAAGCAUCUGAUCUCAUUCACCAUCUGUGUAUCUCAGAACACUGAGAACCCAAAUUCACUCAGGUACUAUGGAGUCUCCAUGUCCACUUCUGGCGCUGUUCCCGGGAAAGUCAUGGUCGCUGCCUCCUGUUGUAGUGCCUGGGACAGUCAUGUAGCUGAUGCAGUGAUGUCCUACUAUCCAGAUAAGGUUAAGAAGUCAUACUUUGAUGGAACCAUCAAACUUCCACUGAAUGUAAGGUGCCAGGCAUUUAACCUCAGCAAAGGAGAUGCAAUGCCUCCUUGCAGAUCAUGUGGGAAUUUGUUUGGUUUGCACACGACUGAAACAAAAGAGUGGCCGUAUGGCAACUGUGCUGAAGCUGAGAGCCUGAGCAAGUUGCUUGAAAAUGAGAGGGAGGUUAAAAACCUAGCUGGACCAACAUCUCCCACGUGCACACCUGAAAAAAGGCAGAGGGCUAAAGAGAUUGUUUUGAAACAUCUUGAAUAUUUGCUGUGCCAAGUGAAAUUUAGCUGGGAUCAUUCUUUCUACACCCCAAGGAGCAUUACAUCUUAAAAAAGGGAAAUUAACCCUCUUGUUUUGGUAUC